This is a messenger RNA of Python bivittatus (Burmese python), 5195 nucleotides long. Lineage: Eukaryota; Metazoa; Chordata; Lepidosauria; Squamata; Pythonidae. The record is from RefSeq and is a predicted model, not a curated record.
GAUUGGGGGAAAGGGAUGCAGUUAAUGAUUCAGAAGAAUUUUCUGCUUUGGCAACCUAGAAAAUGGAGAAAAAUGUCCAUUUUCUGUUCCUGUUUAUCUCCACAGAUGGAUCUUUCGCUCGUGGCUUUUAGGCUGUUGGAUUAUCGAUGGUGCUGACUGUAUGGUUUUAAUGUUCAUUUUUCAUUUGGAUAUCAAACAUGAAGCCAGUGACUUUCCAUGUAAAGUGGCCAAACAUCCUAGGAACAAAAAUCGCAACAGGUACAGAGAUGUAAGCCCCUUUGACCACAGCCGAAUUAAGCUGCAGCAAGGUGACAAUGAUUAUGUCAAUGCAAGUUUGAUAAAAAUGGAGGAGGCACACAGAAGUUACAUCCUUACACAGGGUCCGCUUCCAAAUACUUGUGGUCACUUUUGGGAGAUGAUUUGGGAACAGAAAAGCCGUGGCGUUGUCAUGCUUAACAGAGUGAUGGAAAAGGGAUCUAUAAAAUGUGCGCAGUAUUGGCCACAAAAAGAGGAGAAAGAAAUGUUCUUUGAAGAUACAAACUUCACAUUAACCUUAAUAUCAGAAGAUAUAAAAUCCUAUUAUACAGUCCGAGAAUUAGAAUUGAAGAACCUCAUAACGCAUGAAACACGAGAAAUCCUGCAUUUUCAUUACACAACGUGGCCUGACUUUGGAGUCCCGGAAUCUCCAGCUUCAUUCCUCAACUUCCUGUUCAAAGUGAGAGAAUCAGGGUCCCUGAAUCCUGAACAUGGUCCCAUUGUAGUGCAUUGCAGUGCUGGAAUUGGAAGAUCAGGCACUUUUUGUCUGGUUGAUACUUGUCUUCUCUUGAUGGACAAAAGGAAAGACCCUUCUUCUGUCGACAUUAAGCAGGUUCUUUUAGAAAUGAGGAAGUACCGAAUGGGGCUUAUACAAACAGCAGACCAGCUUCGCUUCUCAUACUUGGCUGUUACAGAGGGAGCCAAAUUUAUUAUGGGAGAUUCAUCUGUACAAGAGCAAUGGAAAGAACUCUCUAAUGAAGACUUGGAUCCACCACCAGAACAUACUCCUCCGCCUCCAAGGCCACCCAAAAGAACCUCUGAAAUGAAUAAUGGAAGGGUGCCUGAUCAUAUGGAAGUUGUUUCAAAGCAUCCAAGGGCUGAGGAAGACAUCAAGUUCUAUGCAGCCAGCACUUUGGAAACCAGAGUUCUAGAUGGCAGGGUUUGUUCCUCUGAGCAGCAGGGCUUGGAGAGCACUAAUCCAGAUAGUAAGCUUAGGAAGAGAACUGUUGAUGCUUCACCAUGCAAUGAUGAAAUGUUAAAGCCAGAAGAAGAGGAUGAAGAGAACAUGAUGACAACCUGGAAACCAUUUCUUGUCAACAUCUGUAUGUUCACUGUCCUGACAGCAGGUGCAUACCUCUGUUACAGAGUAUAUUUUCAUUGAUGGACAUCCCAUUGGUGGUAUCAGAAUACCAGUAACAUCAGUGGUGUUUCAUUUGUUUCUAUUCAAGAAAGCUAAAGGGGCAACUAAGCCUUAUCCAAGUGGAAAUGUAUGGUAUGUUAGAGAAGCUGGAACUUUGGUUAGGGUUUAAAGAGAAAGUUGAUGCACUAGGGUUUAAUAUUUAGCCCUAGGGUCCCAAGAACAUAAUAUUCUAAUCUCAGGGCCUUAAGAUAUUCAGGAGUAAGCAGAGAAUAUGCCAAAUAAGUCCUGUGUUUUUCAUUUUUUCCUUAUUUUUUAAAAAUGGAAUAAUAAGUUUACAACACAUUGCUGUUUUUCUUUUUUUUAAUAUUUUAAAGCCAGGGGGGUUUUUUGGUUGUUCUUUUGGUGAUUUUUCAGAAAAAGGAAUUAGGCACAAGUGAAAAUUGCCUGUAUUCUCCAAGCAUUUGUAACCAAAUACAUGAUCAGAUUCCUUUAAAAGACCACUGUAUGUCCACACAUACACACCCCUGAAGAAUGUACAGGUUUUUUUUGAGAGAGGGACCUUUUUACUCUUUGCCUUUUUAAAGACUGAUGGCUCAGUCUCUAAAGAACCACUUCUGCAUAGCCUCUAAUAAAUUUGGAUGUUGCUCAGGAGCUCCAGUGAAUGGAUGGAGACUGGACAAUAGAAUUCCCUCCACUCUCAAUUGGAUUGCACCCUGAGUUUUUGGCAGUGCAAAUAAUAUGGGAUGUAUUUUAUUUUUCUCAAAUAGGUUCUUGCUUCAGUAACAAGCUAUAAAUGGGCACCGCUUUUUCUCAGGGCAUCCCAACAGGUCAACGCUAGAAUGUUCUCCCUCCUUUUUGGACAAAAUGAGUUAUUUCUCUCCCCACUCACUGUCAAUGCUCAUUGCUAUAUUGCUAAUCAUCUCUUGCACUCUUAUUUCUGUGUACAUGCCCGUUGCAUUGCACGAUCAACUUUCUAAAAAAUAUUUAACUGUGUAUAUAGUUUCCUAUCCUUAUGGAAAAGAGGAAGGGAAAUGCAACCAGAAUGUCCACCAGCAUUUAUAUCAGAUACUUGCUUUAGAAAGGACCAGUGCGUAAGCUUCAUCAUCCUAUGGAAUGUAAAAUGCAAUUUCAUUCUAGACUUACCAUGUGAAGAAUGUCCUAUGUGUAUUCAAAAUAGAAGAGGAAUACUUUUAAAAUCAUCACUAUCUUAACACACAUGCAACCCUCCUUAAUGUAAAGAUCCAGUAGAAUGUUUCUCAGUAAAGCCCAAGUGCUUAAGUGUUGGGCCAACUGUCCUCUAGAUCUUUUCAAGUUACAAACCACUGUGUUGGUGAUUUUCAGUGUUGUUGUCUUUAUUUUUUAGAACAAAGUUUCCAAGGUUAGCUUUUAUUUGGCUUAAAGAUCAUGCUAUUUAGGAGCCAGGAUUAAGGCUGCAAUCUUAUGCAUCCUUGAGAUUAAGCCCCAUUGAACUCCAUAGUUCUGACUGUUAAUUCAGAUGUGUAAGAUUGCUUGCUUUAUCCGUGAGCCUUCUACCUCUGCUGAAGAGGAAGUUUGCACCCUAACUCAGAACAAAUCUUUUGUUCCAUAUGAAGUUGAAGAGAGAAUUUGUAUUUUAUUUUAUUUUAUUAUUUUAGGUACAGCUUAGCUUGACUGACUGUAGCUGCUAAGAGUAAAAAUUGACCAAUCGCGUGUUUUGUUGUUCAUAAAUAUUAUGACUGGGGAAGUAUGCUGAUGUUGAUAACCCCCUCCCCCCUUUAUAAGCAAUAUAAAUAAUAACAAAAGGGAUCCUUGUUAUAGAGGAAAAAGAGUACUGAAGUUGCAGCUGUUUCAUUAAGAAAAUGACACCCAAUCUACAGUGCAAGUUAUUUGGAAAAUCUGUAUUCUACCUAUAUAGCACUUAAGUAUCAUCCCUUUUUAAAAAUCGGUGAUAUAUCAGGGUCCUCACUCCAUAUUUAUUUUACUUCUCAUUUCCGACCAAAGUUAGCUUUUUCUUCUUUAAACAAAUGAAAUAUUAAAGAAAGGUCUUGGAGAGGGGGAAGGAAGAAAAGGUUGAGUUAAAAGAACAAUUUCAAAAUGAGGCUAGUAUCAAGGUCUUUUCAAAAGUACAAUAAUAAAUCCAUAGGUAGUCCUGAGAAACGUACAGCCCUGCCUAUGAGAAAGAGGAAUUUUGUUAAGCAGUCAAUACUUAGUAAUAAUAUUGGAAACAUGAAAAUAUUGACAUGACUAUAGAAAAUGGCAUAAUAUAUAAUGGCUCAUCUAUGUAUUUUGCUAAUCAGUAUGUGAUUGCUUUGUCCCUUUCACGUUCUGUCCUCCAGUAGAAUAUUAUUCAGACGCAUUUGUAUCACAUUUUUAUUCAAAUGCAUGUAUAAAGUCUCCUAAAAGUGUCCUGAUUGAAAUCCAUGUGCUUGAAAGGUGAACAUAAUUUUUAUAUUUCUGCUUUCUGAUGUGCCCAAUUAUACUUGCAUGAUCUGAUUAUUUAAAUGGCUGUGAUUCCAAGGGUGUUGCUGAAGUGUCUUCAUUCAGCUCAUAGAUUGGUAGGUGUGUGUGUUCUCUUUAAAAAGAAAAAAAAAAAGCCAGGUUGCCUGUAUCUUGCCUAUUAUUUGGCAGUUUUUCUAUGUACACCAUCUAAACCAGAUGUAUAGCACUCUUUCAAUCAAGUAAAUAUAGUACAAACAUUCCAGAGUGUGUACAAAGCCAUAUUCACACCUCUCUCACACACCCUAGUUUUCUAUGGCAAAUUGCUGAAACAUGAGGUGCCAAGACAGGGGCAUUAGCAAGGGGGGCUCAAAAAAGUCAAGAUGGCAGCCACAACCACUCAGUUGAAGGCCCACUCCCUUUUCAUAUGUGCGACACAUUAAAGAAGGGGGUGGGUUCAACCAUACGGGCACAGGUGCCAUCUUAGCUUUUUUUGCUCCCCAGAGAUGCCCCUGUGCCAAGAUACAUUAAAUUGUCUUCUGAUAGUCUGAAGGGAACAGUUAUUUACAAAGGCCUCCAGAAUGAAACUGGGACUGAAAAUCCACGCUUUUCAUUUCAUUAAAAAACAAAGGGAUUGGGGUUAAAAAAUAAAAACUCUUGAUGAUAGAAUUGUAUUGCUCUUCCUCUCCCACAAUGACAUGGUCAACUUCAGAAUGUAUCUCCACAGCAACGUGAUUGUACUAUACUUGAUCUGUCGGGGAGAACUAAAUUUCCUUCACAUUGUCCCAAGACGGCCACGAAAUCCUUUCUGAUUAGAGUGUUCCUCUCAAGCCCGCCAGCAUCACUAUUUGCCUUGAUCAAUUUGAACACAAGAAGUGCUGUAAGAAAUACAGUAGAAAGCCCCCAUAACGUUCAGCGAGGUGUGGAUACGGUUUGUCAUGCUGAACCGUGAGCAUUUUGUUUUGAUGUCCUGUACAUGUAUGUAGUAGUUUGGGGUGUGUAUAUACAGUAGCAUUUCAAAGUGGAUGUAUUGGUUAACCUAUUCUUGGGCGGGGUUGGGGGGGAGGAAAAGAAAAUAUCCAUGUUUAAACUUGUUAGAAAGUUAGUGAGCUGCUCUGCUAUAUGCCUUAAGCAAAUAUUUACUCAUCAGGUCUUUCUUUUUUACCGAUUGCCAUAGAAAACUUUUUUAAGAAAAGAAAUAAAAUAAAAUAAAAACAAGCUAAAUGUUUUGGUAUAAUACAUUUUCAGGUAUAUUGUCUCUUAGGUAAGGCGCUGCAAUGACCUUACAAUUUCAGUAAAACUGUACAGUUUUUCAACUUCCCAUACAAAUUUUCAGUUCUCAUUUUAGCUGCAACAAUAAAAUUCUUUUGUAAAGAAACACAUG